Rosa rugosa (rugosa rose) is the source of this 1075-nucleotide messenger RNA. RefSeq names its product pre-rRNA-processing protein TSR2-like. NCBI's taxonomy places the organism in Eukaryota, Viridiplantae, Streptophyta, Magnoliopsida, Rosales, Rosaceae. Gene Ontology annotation, cellular component: nucleus. The record is from RefSeq and is a predicted model, not a curated record. Gene Ontology annotation, biological process: maturation of SSU-rRNA from tricistronic rRNA transcript (SSU-rRNA, 5.8S rRNA, LSU-rRNA). The coding region runs from base 392 to 973 and encodes 193 amino acids. The transcript is spliced from 6 exons.
CUUGAUUGGGGCUUCUUUGAUUUCUGAGCUGAAUUUACAAAGACUGGGGGUUGAUUGGUUUGAUUAGGUUUUAGGUGUCCACUAUUUGAUUUGAAAGUUUGGUUCUUCUGAGGAAUUUGUAUUUGAUUGAUUGCAGAUAGAGGUUCUUUUCUUCUUCUUCUUUUCUGUGUUGCAAGUGUAGUAGCUACUUCUAUCUUUCUCCGCCUCCAAGCCAAUUCGGAUUUGAGUUUCGAAUCUCAAAACUCUUGCUUGCUUCUCAGACCAUCAUCGCCAUUGUUGAAGAUCCACCUCCCAGCAAAGCGCGGGUACCAUUGCUAGUAGUAAAUACUUCUCAAGAUCAAACCUUUCCUCAUCAGACCACUGAGAGUUAGGGUUUUACAGAGCCUUGAAAAUGGAGCCCGAGAGAAAGCUAACGGCGGCGGCUGUGGCAGCAUUCCAAGAAGGGGUCGGGUUGGUUCUGUCGCGGUGGUCGGCGCUUCAAUUGGCCGUCGAGAACGAGUGGGGUGGCCGUGAAUCACGCCUCAAGGCCGAGCAACUGGUCUCUGAUAUCGUCUCCUGGGUCAAUUUCUCCACCGAACCUCUUUAUAUAGAUGAUUUAGAAGAAAUGCUCAUUGAAGCUAUGAGUUUUCUCAAUACUGUGAUAGAGGAUGGUAGCAUUGAGGAGGUAGCUGAAAAAAUAAUGAUUAUGCAUGAAGAAUGUUUGGAUUGCAAUUUCAAGUCUAUUGAAAGCCUAAGGGAAGCCAAUAGUCGAAGAGUUCCUACUCCUCAUGUUAAACAGGUUGUCAAUGAUGAAGAAGACAGUGACGAGGAUGAUGAUGAUACUGAUCCUGGCAUGAAUAAAGAUGAUUCAUCAAACAUGAUUGUGGACAAACCAGAGUCUCAUGCAGUAGAGCCAAAGACCAAGCAGGCAGUUGAAGCAGAAGAUGGUUGGGAGGUAGUUGGACUAAGAAGAAGUAGGGGUAAAAGGAAUUAGGUUAAACCCCUUAUAUUCAAUAUUAUAUGCAGACCCAGUUGUUUUCAUACCAUGUAAAAGACGUUAAUCAGCUUUAUAUAUGAUUUUGUGAUUGUUCUUGAA